GAAGAAGAACCAGCGGGACAGGAGAGUUGGAGAGGGGGGGGAGAGGCGAGGACAACCAUGACGGUGAAAUCGAAGAAGAAAAAGGAAGAGUGCAAAAAAUUGGUUUUAAUAAAAGUCACAAGUUGUCAUGCGUACUUGGUAUGACAGGAGGGAAGUGCCCUCACAACAGUGCUGCAUUGUGGCUGCGUGUCUCCCCCUCUCCUCUCUCUCUCUGUCCGCGCUGCAAAGCUGCUGUUUGCGCAUUGAAGUGUAACUAAAAAAAAGUUGGUAAAGUCAGCGGCGCAACUUUGUUCAAAUGGAUUCAUCCGAGCCGUGACUUGGAUGAGAGUCUGCCUUCGGUCUGUAUUGCAAAUGAGUCAGCACAACAUGCGCAGCGGCAUUAAAUGUAAAAUGUACUGAUAGGUCGAGAGAAAAGAAAAGAAAAGAAAAACGCCAUGGCAGACAGAAGGACUUUCAACGUUGUGAUUUUGGGUUUGGGAUUUUUGUUCAUUUUCACCGCGUUCACCACCUGCGGGAACGUUGAACAAACUGUGGUGAAAAGUCUGGAGAAUGACACUUUCAGUGGGAGUGGGUACCACAGUCUUGGAAUCAUCUAUGGGGUCUUUUCCUUCUCCAAUUUACUUGCACCAACAGUCGUUGCAGUAAUUGGACCGAAACUGACUAUGUUUCUGAGUGGCCUACUUUACAGUGGCUACAUCGCUGUGUUCAUCAUCCCUUCAACAUGGGCCUUUUACUUGACCUCUGUACUGAUCGGCAUCGGUGCAGCCAUGCUGUGGACAGCUCAAGGACACUUUCUGGUGGAAAACUCUGACGCCUCCACCAUCAACAGGAACACGGGGAUGUUCUGGGCCCUCCUACAGUGCAGCAUGUUCUUUGGCAAUCUGUUCAUUUAUUUUGACUGGAAUGGAAGAACAGAGAUAUCAGACAACAGCAGGAAAAACAUUUUUCUAUCCUUGUUGGUCGCCUCUGUGCUCGGUACACUCAGCUUCCUGGUGCUGAGAAACAGCCAUCAUGAAGAGGAGAUGCUGUCUGAAGAGGAAGGGCAGUCGCUGCUCACAACUCGGAUGAUGUAUAAGCACCGAGCAAACACUGCCAUGCAGGAUGCCAAGUCAGAAUUCAAAACUAUCCUGCAACUUCUGAAGGCUAAAACUAUAGUUCUCCUGAGUCCCUGCAUGGCAUACAGUGGCCUGGAGCUAUCGUUCUACAGUGGAGUGUACGGGACGUGUAUUGGAGCAACUUCGCAGUUUGGAGGAGCAGCUAAAGGCUUGAUUGGGAUUUCUGGGAUUGUGGUAGGCGUUGGAGAAAUUGUUGGUGGGGGCUUGUUUGGAUUGUUGUGUAAGAACAAUCGCUUCAGACGGACGUCUGUGGUAUUUCUGGGAAUGGUUGUCCAUUUUGUCGCCUUCUAUUUGAUAUUCCUCAACAUCCCAGAUGAUGCCCCCGUCGUGUUUAAUACCAACACCCAAGAGAAGCCAUAUCUAACGCCAAGUGUAUCCAUUGCCCUGCUGUGCAGCUUCUUGCUCGGACUCGGGGACAGUUGUUUCAACACACAGCUCUACAGCAUAUUAGGCCGUGUUUAUGCUGAACAAAGCACGCCUGCUUUUGCCAUCUUUAAAUUCAUCCAGUCUAUUUUUGCAGCAGUGGCGUUCUUCUACAGCGGAUACCUCGUGUUGAUGUGGCAGCUCCUGCUGAUGAUCAUCCUGGGCUUCACUGGAACGCUGUGCUUCUUUGUGGUGGAGAGGAUGCAGAACUUCUCUGUAGAUUUGCAGGAAUAUUAGAAAGAAGACAUUUCUGCAUCAGCAUUGAUUGUUUUGUUCGACAGAAACCUGGUGGAGGGGGAAGUGAGGCCACCAGGAAAACAAUCCUGUGUCUUUUAUUUCAUGAGAGGUUAUUUUUAAAUCUCUUUUUUAGUAUAAUGCACUGAAGGUCAUAUACAUUUGCAUAACAUUAACAUUCAAAGUUGUUGUCACAAAUAAAACCAAGCUGCCUUAACAAAACCUUUUAAUAGUAUAACAUGGUUAAAACUCAGCCUAGACUCUACCUUGCACACUUUCUGUUUAGAUUGCUGGACACUACACGGCAUCCUCGUUGAUCAUUAACAUUAUUUUACUGCUGCACCUUUGGUCACUCCGUAGGAUUUUAAAAAUAACCACUCACGUUAUCUCGUACUUCUCUGCAUUGCCUGCAGCUCAGGUCUGUUUAUUAAAGACAAAUGUCAUGUUGAAAAUAUUUUAUGUACCUUAAACUAUUACUUUAUAACAUUUAAAGCUGUUUAUAGUUUGUGAGAAUGUUUGACAGGUUGACAAAAUUAGAUGAGAGAAAAUAAUGCUGUAUUAUUCCUGUCAUAUUUCAUAAACAUUUUGACUAAUUAAUGCCUGACAAUCAUUGUUCAUUGUUCUUCUUUUUUGUAAAUUUUGCAUGUCAUCAUUGUUUUGCCAAGUUUAUGAAUCUUUGAUAAUAAAGUUUUAUGCAUUUUGCAUUUACUGUGAUUUAAAUGAUGGUGGGCAAAAGUAUUUACUGUUAUUUGGCAUUUUGUAAUAAACACAGUUCAGAUGGUGUAAAUGUAAAAUACAGCCACUGAAAACAACUGACACAAAAGGUUUGAUCUCUAGACAAUUUAGAAGAAUAUUUACUGAGGUCAUGCUUAUUGAUUAAGUUGCUUACAAUCUGUAAAUCAGACAAGGAUCUUAUU
Messenger RNA from Larimichthys crocea (large yellow croaker), 2689 nucleotides. Its product is annotated as UNC93-like protein MFSD11. NCBI's taxonomy places the organism in Eukaryota, Metazoa, Chordata, Actinopteri, Sciaenidae. The coding region runs from base 435 to 1775 and encodes 446 amino acids. The record is from RefSeq and is a predicted model, not a curated record. The transcript has 13 exons.